GCGCUGGGGCUGCGCGGGCGGCAGGCAACGGCUGAGGGGGCGGCGGCGGCGAGGGUUGGGCUCGAGCGGGCGGCGGCGCCUCAGACUGCCCGGAACGGGAGCCCACACGGGCGGGCGCCUGAAACAAAGGGAAGCGGGCGUCCGGGAGCCGCGGGUGGGCGGUCAGUCGGUCAGCGCGGAGCCAGCCAGCGGGUGCCCGCGCAAGCCCCGAGCGCGGCCGGCCGGCGCGGCCUCAGGGCGGGAAGAUGCCGCGCGUCGUGCCCGACCAGAGAAGCAAGUUCGAGAACGAGGAGUUUUUUAGGAAGCAGAGCCGCGAGUGUGAGAUUAAGUACACGGGCUUCAGGGACCGGCCCCACGAAGAACCCCAGGCGCGCUUCCAGAACGCCUGCCGCGACGGCCGCUCGGAAAUCGCUUUUGUGGCCACAGGAACCAAUCUGUCUCUCCAGUUUUUUCCGGCCAGCUGGCAGGGAGAACAGUGACAAACACCUAGCCGAGAGUAUGUCGACUUAGAAAGAGAAGCAGGCAAGGGCGGUUCCACUUUGGGUUUGUGUAGUCCUCGAUCACGUGAGGAGAUGCGUCGGUCCCGGAGCAAUCGAAGUCUCAUCCCCAUCCUGAGCGGCCUCUUUUCUAGGAUCAAGAGGACCAUACUCCAGCCCAGGACAAAACCCCACAGCAGCUCAUUGUCCAGCAGGAGAGGAGCAGACCCACCUCCAAGAAGGUGGUUGUACCCCUGCACGGCUCUUCUCUGAGCAAUGAAGCCACACCACGAUACAGUUCUGAAGAGGAAGCCAGGAAUGGGAGAUGGCAACAAUUCCUGUCCCUGGAAUGCUGGCCUCUCUGGACAAGUCACGCGUUUCGCACCCCUCCCCUUAUGCCCGUGGCGGUGGCAAGGUUCUGUAACUUACCUGGGCUCUGGCCUGUGCUCUGUCCUCCCUCUUGCUCUGUCUCCCCUGUUUCUGAGGGGCCUAGUUGCCUCUUGGUCUGGCUGAAUAAAUUCUACAAAGAUCGCUUCCCAGUCCAUCAGGGGGACACUUUCUGGAGAUCCGCGACAUGACUCUUUCUCUCUCCAAACCUGUUUCUGCUGGAUUGGGCAGGUCUGAUAAGCCUGGAACACUUGGCUUCCAUGCGUGUCUCAGAGAAGUUUCUUUGGUCUCCUUGUUUCACCUCAUCAGUGGGUGGAUUGCGUAGAAUGAGCGCUAGGUGAUCAUGACUGGCCUUGUCUUCUAGGACAGGUGGUGUCCCAUUUCCUUUGCACGUCCUGUCUCACAAAUGAGGGAUAUCCUCUCCUCUGCUCAUAGGUGGACUGAUUCCCUGAAUCUUUUGGCUGUAAUGAAUGUCAGGAAACCAAAGUAACUGGGCUGGGCCUGGGGAUGGGGUUGGGGCUGGGUGCAGGGAAGGUUGUGUCAGGGCUACCUGGGCAGUGGAGGCUUUGGGGUGGGGUGAAUGUUGCAGAAACCUCUGUGCUCCUCUGGCAGGCAUUUCAAAAUGUGGCUUGGACUGAGGCACAGGCCCCGUCCAGGUUCCCAGGUCUUCUUUGGGUUUCCUUGGCACUCAGGGAAAGGCCACUUGUUCCCCCUUUCCACUGGGCACAUGCCUGGACACCAUUGUUGGUUUUGCCAUCACCCCAUAUGCCUCCAGUGACACACAUUCACCUCAUCUUCUGUGGGAUACGCCAGUGCCACGCGAGAUUGCAUUGUCUCCACCUCGGCUUCACACCGUCCCUGUUUGCACCUGUCCUGGAAAGUGGUGUCCGCUUGCAGGAGCCCCAGGGCUUUUAGAAGCGGGGCACACCCUGCUCUUUCAAGGGAGGAGGGAGGCAGAGGGCUCACGGAUCAGUGAACUUUCAGCUGACACCACGCCUUGAGGGCCAUGGGAUCAUUCUGUGCUGCAGCGAGGACCUGCCUGCCUCACCAGAUGUGCUGAGCCCAUCCUUUCUAACCCGGAGGAGUCCAAACUAGGAUCUGAAGAGGAGUCCUGAGAACCCAGCAGGCGCCCUGAAGAUUCCCCUCCAUCGGUGGAAGUCGGCUCAAGGAGGUCCUGAAGACUGGACUUCUGAGGGUUUGGCCCGGGGACAGGAUACUCAAGGACUCCUCUCCCACCCCACCCCAAACUGGACCUCAGCCCCCACGCCACAGCCCCCACUUUCUCCCCAGAGCUGAGGGAUAGACCGAGAAUUGCGACUAGAAAUUCGAUCGAUUGGUAUGAGGGAUCACGUGGCCAGGGGCUGGCCAAUGACCAGGCCGCCCGGGAUGAGCUAAUAAUGGAAGCAAUUUGUAACUUUCAGUAGCUCUCUAGGCCUGGGUACCAGAGGGAGGGAGGCGGGCAGAGGAGGGGAGAUGGGCACCCCCAGUCUUUCCAUCCUCCUCAUUCGUCUAGGGGCACCCGAGUCCCCUAUUCCUUAUUUCUCCUAUCACUCAGGCACUGGCAGGGUCCUUUGCCACUCCUGUUGGCCGCUGCGGCUCCAAAGCGAGGUAAGCUGGUCCUCUACCCCUCAAACUCUUCACCCCGUUUACUAGCACCUGCAAACCACAGCCUCCCUUCCUGUCCCAUUAGUGAAUUUAAAUCGGAUUUUGUUUUUCUUCUUAGUUGAAAGAAAAAAAAUCUUGUUGUAUUCUUUUGUGUAACCUAUCUCGGAUUUGGAGAAAAUUUUAAUUCAAAUUCAUACACUCAUAUUGGGGGGGGGGGGUGAGUGGUACUUUCCUCCUUUUCAAUAAAUUUCUAUACUUGCUACUUUAUGGAGAGUUUUCUUUGGGGGUGAGUUACACCUUAUGUUUUCACAUGUGUUACUUCUUUAAUGAUAAGUUCAACUCCUUUCUCCAUUCCAUCCUCCAAUUUUGCUAUUUAUAAAUAUCACCUAAUGGAUUUAGAGUUUAUUCAUUUUUCUCCUCCCUCACUAGUUUUUCAGCUGUUACAGAAUCACCACAAUUUAUUUUUCUCUGUAUGUGGAUGAGGUUUUGUGUUGAUUCCUCUUUUUGUUUUGUAAAUGAAUUUAUUGUUUGGGAAACACUUGGGGGGUGGUGUGUAAAAAGGUCUUUUGAUUAAUUCCAACCUCUCCUCUUCUGAAGAACAAUUUGCUUGAAAUGUUUUGUGUAUUUUCCUCAUUUUUAUUAUGUUUAAAUUUGAGAUAUUUUACCUUCUUUAAAACCUGACCUCUUUUUAAAAUUUAACCUUUUGCAUGUUAAACCAUUUUUAAGGUUUUUAUUUUAUAAACUGCAAUGUUUAGUAGAUUUACUUGCCUUUCCCUGACCUCCUUCACGCUCCUGCCUCCUCGAUCUCAAAACUCCCAUCCCCAGCUUCCACAAUUCUCAGCUUCCAACGGACUCAUCCUCCCCUCUCCUCCCAGCCAAGGAGGGAUGCCUGGGAAGUAGACAGUGUCCUUCUUGGGUCAGAGCCUAUGCUCUGGUUCUAGUUCAGGACACCUCCAGUCUGACCUCCAAGCCGGCAAAACGAGUGAGAGCAGAAUUUCUGUUCAACUUUUUCAUUUGGGACUAAGUUCUUUCCACUUGGCUGUAUUCUGGAGAACUCUGAUACAUGAAAUUGAAUUUUAAGUUCUCAUUUUUUCCCUAAAUUCUCAGAAAAGUGAAGGCAGAUUGUUUUUCUUCCUUAAAUGUAAGCUGUUAGCUUAAGGGUCAGCCCUUUGGGUCUUUUACCUCCUGGGGGAGACUUCUCAGAGAGACACACAGUGUUGAUUCUUCCCUUUAGUUUUGGGUAAGGUAGAAGGGGCAGGGAUUGGGGAAGCCCAUAUUGAUCUCUCGCUCUAGCUCUGAACAAAGAAGGGUAGAGAGCUGGCCCGGGGACUUGUCCCUUUGAUCAGUAAGGUUUGGCUUAGGAGAGGGUUUGAAGUAAAUCCCAGCUCUGAGGAAAUUCUUCUUUUUAGCAUUACUGUGAAAAUAAACUCUUAAAAUGGUGUGACAUGGCUUCAAACUAUUCAGAUUCCUUGAAGUAACAAAAAUAAACUUACAAAAGUAAUUUGUGUUUCCCAAAGAUCCGCCUCCAGUGACUAUUUCUCUCAGGGAAACAGAACCCAACUGGGCAGAAGUAAAACUGCCGCCCCUCCCCUUUCAGUUCCCCAGUCACAUUGACAUUCUGGGCACAUUUGGCCCAGCCCCUGUCCCUGCGUCUCCCAAGUAUGAAUCUAAAUUACUAUUAAUAAGGGGCUGCUCCAAGUUAACUGGCAUUCAAAGAAUUCAUUUCAAUUUGUUAAUAUUAAAUGAAUGCUCUGCACUUUAGCUCCCUUCUUCACCCUGGAUUCCCAGAUGAGUGAUGGGAAGAGGGGGCAGGGAAGUAGAAUGAGGAUUUUAUUUCCGGCUCUCCAGCUUAGCCACUGUGGUGCCUCCCCUGGGGGUGUGCGAUCAGGCACAGUGGGGCCUGCUUGGGGAAAGUCUGAUGGUCUUUUUUUGGUGAAAUUCAUCUGUUU
Messenger RNA from Gorilla gorilla gorilla (western lowland gorilla), 4417 nucleotides. RefSeq names its product core-binding factor subunit beta-like. Bases 246 to 479 code for a protein of 77 amino acids. Gene Ontology annotation, cellular component: core-binding factor complex; nucleus. Lineage: Eukaryota; Metazoa; Chordata; Mammalia; Primates; Hominidae. The record is from RefSeq and is a predicted model, not a curated record. The transcript has 4 exons. Gene Ontology annotation, molecular function: transcription coactivator activity; sequence-specific DNA binding. Gene Ontology annotation, biological process: regulation of transcription by RNA polymerase II.